AUGGCUCUGAUCUAUCGUUCAAUUGCAAAGUCCAUUAAUUUUAUCUCACUGACCAUGUUACGACCAUCAGCGCCUUCGGUGUCAAUCCCGACCAACCUCCCGACAUCACCGACAUCGCCCACAGUUCAAUCGCCAUCCACGACAUUCGACAUUGUAUCAUACUAUAAUGAACUGCUCAAGUCGGACGAAUCCAUCACACCGCCCAUAGCGGCCAUCGAAUCACUCAUCUCACUCCUCGCCACGACGCCACUAACCACCAUCUCCGAAACCCUGGCGUUACUGACGACACACACGACCAAACUCCUCGCAGCACAGCGGAAUCCGAUCCCUUUGUCCGCAGGGACGGAACUCUUCCAACGCUAUCUGGUGUCUUCGUUCCAACAGCGACCGUCCUCGCUGGCGAACUCGGACUUCUCGACACUCCGCCACAACAUCAUUACCAACAGCUCGCUGUUCGUGAAGCGCGCGAACGAGGCGCGCGUCAAGAUCGCCCAACUGGCUCUGCGCUUCGUCCGCGACGACUCCACCAUCAUCACGUACGGCUACAGCCGCGUCGUGCAGAAGAUGCUCACGCACGCCGCCGAGGCCGGCCGAUACUUCCGAGUCGUGUACGUGCUCCCACCCUCAAGCAACACCACCGGCACCGGCAACACCUCAACCAUGCUGACAGAUUCCAUCGCCGCACUCAACGCCCUCUCCAUCCCGACGAGCACCAUCCCGAUCCACGCGUUGAGCUACGCCCUGGCCUCACUGCCGAGCUCGCCCGCCGCCCCGCCGCAGUUCAUCACCGGCGCUGCCGCCGUGCUGGAGAACGGGUCAAUCAUCACACAGUUCGGCACGCAUCAAAUCGCACUGGUGGCCCGCUCCGUGGCGAUCCCGUUCUACGUCGCCGCCGAGUCGUACAAAUUCGUGCGCAGCUUCCCACUGGGCGGUGGACAGGGCGACCUGGCCAAGAUGGGCGUCAAGCAGCAUGUCCUGCAGUUCAGCACCGGUACUGGUUCGGGUACGAGUGGUUCGUCCGCUGCCGCGAACCAGGUCGUCAACGUCGAGGAUAUGGUUGAGUUGACCCCGCCGGAUCUGAUCGAGGCGCUGUUCACCGAGACGGGCAUCAUGACGCCCGAUGCGGUGAGUGAGGAGCUGAUCAAAUUGUGGUUUUGA
Molecule: messenger RNA, 1158 nt
Organism: Exophiala bonariae
Lineage: Eukaryota; Fungi; Ascomycota; Eurotiomycetes; Chaetothyriales; Herpotrichiellaceae
Exons: 2
Coding region: 1-1158 (385 amino acids)
Biological process (GO): translational initiation
Cellular component (GO): eukaryotic translation initiation factor 2B complex
Molecular function (GO): translation initiation factor activity; guanyl-nucleotide exchange factor activity
Source: RefSeq, a predicted model, not a curated record